This is a messenger RNA of Sardina pilchardus (European sardine), 1006 nucleotides long. RefSeq names its product SPEG neighbor protein-like. The coding region runs from base 1 to 696 and encodes 231 amino acids. Lineage: Eukaryota; Metazoa; Chordata; Actinopteri; Clupeiformes; Clupeidae. Gene Ontology annotation, molecular function: protein binding; protein kinase activity. The record is from RefSeq and is a predicted model, not a curated record. The transcript is spliced from 4 exons.
AUGUCCAAGGCCAAGGCUGCACCCCCUCCUGGGUGCACUCUUGACAUAAAGGACCCUCAGGUCCAGGAGGCAGCUAUUCGGAUCCAGGCUUCAUACCGAGGCCAUAGAUCACGUAAGGAGCUUAGGGAGAAAGGCCCCCCUAAGUUCUUGCUGGAGCUGAAGGACGUUGUUCUUCUGGAAGGCAGCGCUGCCAAGCUAGAGUGUCGGGUCAGCGCUUUCCCCGACCCCUUCAUUGUCUGGUCGAAAGAUGGAGCAGAGCUGAAAGACGGACCCAAGUACCGAUAUGUGUUUGAGGACCCGGACGUGGUGGCGCUGGUGGUGCGCGAUGGUGUCUUGGCCGACCUGGGCAAAUACACAGUGACCAUCAAGAACCCCUUUGGCAUGACGUCUGGAUCUGCUUGUAUUUUAAUAGAGGUUCCUGCUAAGGUUACUAAAGGUCCAGAUAGCGUAAAAGCCAAGAAAGGGACCACGGUGGUGCUCAAGGCAGACAUAGCUGGGGAGCCCCCUCCAGAUGUCGGUUGGCUGAAGGAUGGUGAAGAUAUUGAGGAGGAUAACAGAAUAUUCUAUGACAUCGGGGACACCAACACCAUCCUCACCAUACAAAACGCACAACGUUCGGAUGCUGGAAAAUACGAGGUCUUUGUGGAAAACAAUUUUGGCACCGACCAGUCCUUUGCUCGUGUCGACAUCCAGUGACGGCACGGUGUGUGCAUCGCUUGGACUUCAACUCUUCUCUUCUGUCUCUUCUGUUCUUGGCUCCGAACAACACAUUUUGGUUUAUGUUUAACAUCCAGCACAUGUCAGAUUGGUGCAAAUAAUGCAGGACUAUGUAAUGGCAACCUGUGAUGAUCAUGCUGUUGAUAGUAUGUGACGUGGAUGUGACACAGGUGUACUGAUGCUUUGAAUGAUGUAUCUCUCUCCACUUUCUGUGUUUAUGGUCCACUUUUAAAGCUUCAUUGUACUACCAAAGCCACCAUUUACAUUGUAGAAUCACUCACAUGUUCAC